Messenger RNA from Coccidioides posadasii C735 delta SOWgp, 4035 nucleotides. The record is from RefSeq and is a predicted model, not a curated record. Lineage: Eukaryota; Fungi; Ascomycota; Eurotiomycetes; Onygenales; Onygenaceae.
GGUGCAAUCAAGGGUUGACGUUGAGAGAACGACGUCAGUCUGAAAUGUACGCCGGGCGACGGGGUGCCGAGUCAGGCGGCGACGGGGGGAAGACACCUCGAAGUUACAUCCUUCACAGGUGGAUGAUGUACUCCCACAGCGGCCGGUGGAUUUCUAUCGUCCCGCUCGAUGUCAUUGAAUGUGAUUGUCUGAAGAGUUGCUGAACCCCAGAGUCGAAACUUCGUACUAUUCACUUAACAAGCUUUUUUCCCGUUCAUGUGUGGACGUUGCCCACCGAAGACUGUGUAAGCGCAUGUGUGAACUCCACAACCCCCCUUCCUCCAUUUAUUACGAGAAAUCACCUACUUCCAACAUAUCGAACGUCUGUCCACACUCCGUGGUUCUACAUCUCCACUAGAUCACUGGUAGUCGCCGAAUUGGAACCCCCUGUCUAUAAAAAUGGCAGGAUUUAUCGUGCUUUGAUAUUGCAAUUGACAUCAAAGACAAGCUCGACAGGGCGAAGGAUCUUUGACAAUUAGUCGCCAGCGACUUUGCCUCUGACGGGUGGGUUGGACAUGCUAAGAUUCAUACCCGUUAGAAUCUCGCUACCUCACCAUAGUCGCUAUGGACGGAAGCGCAUCGAUCAAUGCUGAGAGCUCUUCGGAGACAGUCAAGAGCGUGGAGUCCGAGAUUCCGCCGAUGAAGACCAAGUCAAGUAUCGAGGUGGACGGUGGCGUGUCCGGAAGUCGUGACUUGCCAGCUCCGGUUGCUUUGACAAAAACAGCAACUUCCGAGUCAGAAGAUGGGAAAAUGGGUAUUUUAACUUCGAAUGACGGCGUUUACGGCGAUGAUAGGAAGAACGAAGUCGGCUCCAACCAGCUCACAGACAUGUUUCCGCUCUCGACAUCAUAUCCCGAGGACGAUAGUUCUCAAGGUUCCAGUGAGCUCUGUAAAGAGCUGGGACGGUUCAGUGAAAGCCACGACACUCCAAAUGGUUCUACGACUUCGGCGUCUUUGAUAUCGCCAUUCUCUACAGAAAAGUCGAUUACUCCUAGUGCUCAAUUAAACCAAACAUUAAAUACUCCACCUGCUUCAGCCCCUGUCUCUGCUCCGUCGUCCUCUCGUAAAAAGCAACAACAACCUCCGCUUUCCUCUCACACUGAAGCCCGCCCGAGGUCAUCCAUACCCACGCGGAUGGCUCCAACACUCUAUGCUGAACAGUGCCUCGCUGCAGCCUACGCCUCUCGACUCAACCCGUAUGCGCUCCAUAAAGACGAACAAGAGAUAUUGCAAGAUUCGUUAUGCCACCUUCAUGUGACUACGUAUCUCAACAUCCGAAAUGGCAUUCUUCGACUGUGGACACGAAAUCCCAUGCUCACGGUUACCGAAGAAGAGGCACUUGGCUGUGCAAAGGACCGGCGAUGGAUGAACCUUGCUUCGGUUGCUUACGACUGGCUUGUGCGCAAUGGCUAUAUCAACUUUGGAUGUGUUAGCAUCUCGAAAAAUCCGCGUCCCACCAAACGAAGACGCAGGAGAGAGGGACCGACAAUAGUCGUCAUUGGUGCAGGGAUGGCCGGACUGGGGUGUGCUAGACAGCUAGAGAGCCUAUUUCAACACUACGGUGGCGACACGGCGCCCGCGAAAGUUAUCGUACUAGAAGGUAGAAAACGCAUUGGCGGCCGUAUAUACUCUCAUCCUCUACAAUCUUUAAAACCGGGCACAUUAGUACCUAAUUUACGGCCGACAGCGGAAAUGGGCGCCCAAAUUAUUGUCGGGUUUGACAACGGUAACCCUUUGGACCCCAUCAUUCGCGCGCAGCUGGCACUUCAUUGUCACCUUCUACGAGAUAUUUCAACGAUCUACGAUACCGAUGGCUCCCCGGUAGAUGAGGUUCAUGAUUCAUUGGUUGAGAAGUUAUAUAACGAUAUUCUCAACCGCUGCGGAAUAUAUCGCCAUAAAGCGGUUAUAAACAAGACCGCUGGAGGAGACCGAGAGCUAAUGCAUUCUGCGCGAGAUUGCCUUCUGGAUGAUGGCAUCACGAUAAGACAAUACGAGGAUGCUGCUGCGUCAGGGACUGUAGAUUUGCUGUUACCAGCUAAACGACUCCGACGGGGGGUUGGGCACAGAACAGCAGAGAUUGGGCCUACUGUGAUUUCUGAACCGGUGGUGGCCCCACAAAUAUCCCAUGUGGAACCUGCCAAUGGUAUGCCUGCUGCUCUAACAUGUCAAGCCAUGGGAUGGAACUUACGUGAAGGUGCUUCGAAUGCGGAUACACUCCUGUUGGACGAAGUUGCUGGGGCCACAAAGACACAAACGCUAGGUGCGGUUAUGGACGAAGCAAUCCGCCAGUGCCACAAAUGGCUGCCGUUAACUCCAAAAGACAUGAGAUUGCUAAACUGGCACUAUGCAAAUCUAGAAUAUGCCAACGCUGCAAACCUCGGGAAGCUCAGUCUAGCUGGGUGGGAUCAAGAUAUGGGUAACGAAUUUGAAGGUGAACACGCGCAGGUUAUUGGAGGAUACCAACAAGUCCCACGGGGCUUAUGGUCACAUCCCUCGAAGCUCGAUGUUCGCCCCAACAAAGUGGUCACAAAGAUCUCAUACAAAGUCAAUGGUUCCCCCAAUGGCAAAGCGCGUAUCUACCUUGACGAUGGAGAAGUUAUAACUGCCGACAAGGUCGUGCUUACAGCUCCUUUGGGCGUGUUGAAAAGUAAGUCCAUCACAUUUUCGCCUCCUCUGCCGGCAUGGAAGACUGGUGCUAUUGAUCGCCUGGGCUUCGGGACUAUGAACAAGGUCAUACUUGUGUUCGAGAAGCCAUUCUGGGAUGUGGAAAGGGAUAUGAUUGGACUUUUACGGGAGCCGGCGGUUCCCGAAAGCUUGUCCCAAGCCGAUUACGCUUCCAGUCGGGGCAGAUUCUAUUUAUUUUGGAACUGCAUGAAGACCAGCGGGUUGCCUAUGCUUAUAGCUCUGAUGGCAGGCGAUUCAGCCCAUCAUGCAGAAGCUCUCCCUGACUCUGAGAUUUUGCACGAGGUCACAUCUCAACUUCGAAAUAUUUUCAAGGGUACCGCAGUACCCGACCCCUUGGAGACCAUCGUCACACGGUGGGGCCAAGAUAGGUUUUCUCGUGGCAGUUAUUCUUAUGUCGCUGCAGAAUCCUUACCUGGAGAUUAUGAUCUGAUGGCUAAAUCUACCGGAAACUUAUAUUUUGCUGGCGAAGCAACAUGCGGCACUCACCCUGCUACUGUACACGGUGCUUAUCUAUCCGGGCUCCGUGUGGCGAAGGAGGUCCUCGAAUCGGUGAUUGGACCAAUUAAAGUACCCACACCCCUUGUAGUAUCAAAAACCAAAACACCGUCAACCCAUACUCCUGUCACGCCUCCAGCGGCCGCUCCGGAGCAAACAAUGAUAAAUCCAAAGAAACGAAAGGAACCCCAAUCAAGCUCGGUGGACCAUCCAAACUCUACAGAGCGCCCGGCAGCUACGCCAUCUGGCCAGGGCAGGCCUGUCUAUGAAAUGGCGUUCGUUGAAGAAUACCGUAGAGCUAUAUCCCGGGCCAUUCAAGCAGAACUGGGCGAUCCAGAGAAGCAACCACGGAAAGAACCGAUAAAUCCGUUCUUGCUAUUUCAAAAAGACUAUUGGUUCGUCUGCAAAGCUCGAUGCGAUGAGGUCCGUCGCCGCAGCACAGGCAAUCCCGCCGCCAAAACUCCCCGUGAUGAAGUCCGGCAAGCACUUGGGCAGAUGUGGCGUGAGGCAUCAGAGGAGGUAAGGCGGCGGUACCUCGACCAAAUCGAGAUCAACCGUAAGAUCAACAACGAGAAGAUGUCCAAAUGGAAAGAACGAAUUACAGUAUGGGAGAGACACUCCGCUGAGAUCAAAGAUCGAUGGUGCGCAGCAAACCCGUAUAGUAAGUUCGUGAAAGAGAUGGAUAGCCAGAAGGUUGCCAAUGCCAAGACUAGCUUUAGCGAUUAUACUUCUUUUCGGUUGACUGGUGCUACAGAUGUGGGUGCAUUGGGCUUUGCUGGUCGGUUGCGUUUUCAGGGCAGGGAUGAUGUUCCAUAG